This is a messenger RNA of Telopea speciosissima, 905 nucleotides long. RefSeq lists its product as uncharacterized. Lineage: Eukaryota; Viridiplantae; Streptophyta; Magnoliopsida; Proteales; Proteaceae. The transcript has 6 exons. The coding region runs from base 171 to 791 and encodes 206 amino acids. The record is from RefSeq and is a predicted model, not a curated record.
CCAAAUCUGACAUUUUUAAUGUUCUUUUUAACCUUCGGUUUCAAUUCUUCAUUUCGUUUACGUUUUCGAGUCAAUAAAACGAUCCAUGUGAUUUUCCAGUUCCAGUUGGGGCCGAUUUCUGAACUUCUCUGUUUAAAUCUUUGGACCUUUCAAGCGGCAAAGAAAUUUCCAUGGAAGAAAGCAAAACAAUGUAUCCAAGGGUGAAAGUGAGAGAAGAGAAAGAAGAAGAUGAGGAGUUUGUUGUAGAUGAGGGUAACUCUUUUGUACAAGAGAAGUGCUCCUUGCCCUUGUUCAGGAUUUUAGAAUCUGUCUCUUUAGAGGAGCACUCUUUGCCUGGAAUUUCUUCACCGAUCGAUGGAGGGAAGGAGUCUCAAUAUGUUUUCUCACCAUCAUUUGCAAGAGUCCUAGUCGAGGCAGCACCCUCAAUAUCCAUGUCUAAAGGAGGGAAGAACAAUAAAGAAAUUGAUGAAGAAACCAGAAUAAGAGCUAGUUCAGUUCCACGUCCCCGUGCUGUCAUAUCUAGUCCUGAUAACGAUUGGAUGAUUGGAAGUAGAAACCGCUUAGCAAGUGAGAGAUCUUCAAACCUGAAAAAGUGUAGUUUGGACCAAAAGUCACCAGCCCAAGUUAAGGUCAACUGCAUCAAAGCAGCAACUCACAUGAGCACAAGAAAAGGGUCACAUGAGUCUGGUGAUCGUAAGAAUCGCCUUAAUGAAAAGAAAGGUCCACAGCUAACAGUUCCAAAUCAGAAAACAUAUCUUCGAAAAGGGAAGCCAAGCUUGGUGGCAAUUUAAAUGUUUUUUUUAUAAUUUUAAGUGGAUCAGCUUACCCUCAACCAAAUUAUGGUUGGAUUAUAAUGGUAAUGGUGCAGAUUUUGCUCUCAAUUUUCGUAUGGCAUAAUUAUGGCU